AUGGGAUUUACCCCAAAGAAGCGAAGUCGACGAAUCCGCGGAAAGUGUAAAGCAUUUCCUAAGGAUCGCCGGUCUCUGCCACCGCAUUUGACUGCCUUCUUGGGCUACAAGGCCGGCAUGACUCACAUUGUCCGCGAAGUCGAUCGACCGGGAUCAAAGGUCCACAAAAGGGAAAUUGUUGAACCGGUUACUAUCCUGGAGUGCCCACCCAUGGUUAUCGUGGGGUUGGUGGGCUAUGCCCCUACUGCCCGUGGACUCCGUACAUUCAAGACAGUCUGGGCAGAACACCUCACCGAAGAAUGUCGUCGUCGGUUUUACAAGGAUUGGUGUAAGUCCAAGAAGAAGGCCUUCACGAAAGCGUCGAAAAAAUGGGCUGACGAAGCUGGCUUACGGGAGAUCAAUCGUGACCUGAAGAAGGUGAAGAAGUAUUGCACAGUAGUGCGGGCUAUUGCACACACUCAAAUGCGAUUAAUGAAGCACCGCCAAAAGAAGGCCCAUAUUAUGGAGAUACAAGUCAAUGGUGGGACGGUGUCGCAAAAAGUAGACUGGAUUCGCCAGCACUUUGAGAAACAAAUACCGAUAAUGAACGUCUUUAGUCAAGAUGAAAUGAUUGAUGUAAUCGGUGUCACCAAGGGAAAGGGUUUCAAAGGUGUUACAUCUAGGUGGCACACGAAGAAAUUGCCCCGCAAAACACAUAAAGGCUUGCGUAAGGUUGCUUGCAUCGGCUCAUGGCACCCUGCCCGUGUUGGGUCCACUGUUGCCCGAGCGGGUCAGAAAGGAUAUUUCCACCGAACGGAGCUUAAUAAAAAGAUAUAUAGGAUCGGACUCGGUGUUCAGGCACAGCUGGAGGCCGCUAAGGCAGAAGCCGCAAAAGAAGAGUCGAAGGACAAAUCAGCUCUCAUCAAACCCAAAGGCAACGCAUCUACUGACUUUGAUCUAACAGCGAAGAACAUCACUCCCAUGGGUGGAUUUCCACACUACGGGGAGGUGCGCAACGACUAUGUUAUGAUAAAGGGUUGUUGCAUGGGCCCUAAGAAGCGUGUGAUUACACUCAGGAAGACUAUCUUGGCACAAGUGAAUCGUCGGUCAAAGGAGAAGAUUGUCCUCAAAUUCAUUGACACGUCCUCGAAAUUCGGUCAUGGUCGGUUCCAGACAAGAGCAGAAAAGAAGGCUGUUAUGGGACCAUUGAAGAAGGAUCACGAGCGCGAGAAGAUCAGUACAUAA
Molecule: messenger RNA, 1224 nt
Organism: Opisthorchis viverrini
Lineage: Eukaryota; Metazoa; Platyhelminthes; Trematoda; Opisthorchiida; Opisthorchiidae
Exons: 4
Coding region: 1-1224 (407 amino acids)
Biological process (GO): translation; ribosomal large subunit assembly
Cellular component (GO): cytosolic large ribosomal subunit; ribosome
Molecular function (GO): RNA binding; structural constituent of ribosome
Source: RefSeq, a predicted model, not a curated record